UUAUUUCUAGAGACAUUUUUUAGCAAGCCCCGCGUCUUACGUACAACAUUUGUAAUCCUGGUAACUAUGAUGAGCUUACUGUUUGGUUAUAAAUCUACAAAAUGAUGUAUAACACGCAUAUUUUUGUCAUCGAAAUCAUUCGUAUCGUGCCUUCCAACAUAGUUCGUGUUAGUGUAAUAGUUCUUUGUCUUGGAUUAUCUGUUGCUGAAUUAUGUUUGCCAGACGACAAUGUGUAUUACCAUACACAGUUAGAGACGUGCGAGAAAUGUGACAGUUGUCUGCGAGGAGCAGGAAAGGACAGAGUUGAUGUCAACAAAAAAGUUAGAUGGGAUGAAAAUUAUGGAGCAUUAACUUGUACACCUUGUAUUCCAUGUUCGAAUGGACACUACAAUAAUCGAAGAGCCUUCCGUUGCCAACCAUGCAAGAACUGCUCACAAGAGAAUCGGUACGAGUUGUUGUCAUGCACAAGAAGACAAAAUGCUGUUUGUGGAGACUUCAUUCAAACGAAAGUACACAUGUUUGACAGAACGGAAGUACCGGUAACAUACAGCACAAGAGAGUCCAUCCCUUCAGAGUCUUCGUAUUUGUUGACAUGGGUGAUCAGUGCUGUUGGCUCUGUUCUGGUAUUUGUAGCAAUCAUUGUAUGCUUGCUACUGCUGAAAAAAAAGUUAAAACAGUCUGAGAAAAAAUUCACAAUGAAUAACCUUUCAGAAUCUGCACAGAAGGUACCUUUGGUUGUCGUUGAUAAUAAAUCAAAUUCAAGUGGUCAGAAAUGGUCUAAAAGGAAUGGUAACUUCAGUUCAAACCAAGAAAGAACAAAUACUUUCUCUCCUGUUGCUGACAAAAGCAGAAACAGUUUUUGUAACUGCGAAACGACACCGAAAGUAAUUGUUGCCAGUGGUGACGAUACAAGAGAACACCAAGAUCGAGAAACCACUGUCCAUCUUAAUCAAGGAGAACAAAUUUAUCACCAGGAACACGCAGACACAAAAGGAAAGAUAAACAACCUUAUUUGCUGUGCUGCUACAUUGGAUCCGUCCAUUGAGGAUGUUAGCAAAAGCUCCUACAUCUGUGACAGUUUGGAUUCAUCACCAGAAACAUUUUUGAAAGAAAGAACUUCAUGUAAUAAAAAUACAGCUCGGUCAAAAAUUGAACCAUGUGUAUUUAAAAGAUCUGACUGUAGACCUUUGAGUAAUUUUUCUGAUUUAAGAAACGGUAAUGUGAACUUUCCUUAUAUUUCCAAAUGUGAAAGUAAUUCUACUACAGUUUAAAAAGGGUGCAAUUGAUAUUUGUUUUUUACAAACCAGGAUAUUUUAUCUAUCAGUCUAAUACUAGUAUAUAACUUUAAAAAAAUUAUGUAUUCAUUUUAACAUAUUCUCAGACAUUUCA
Molecule: messenger RNA, 1389 nt
Organism: Mytilus californianus (California mussel)
Lineage: Eukaryota; Metazoa; Mollusca; Bivalvia; Mytilida; Mytilidae
Exons: 7
Coding region: 102-1271 (389 amino acids)
Molecular function (GO): protein binding
Source: RefSeq, a predicted model, not a curated record